This is a messenger RNA of Sander lucioperca (pikeperch), 2184 nucleotides long. RefSeq names its product nuclear receptor subfamily 5, group A, member 5 (gene nr5a5). The transcript is spliced from 7 exons. NCBI's taxonomy places the organism in Eukaryota, Metazoa, Chordata, Actinopteri, Perciformes, Percidae. Gene Ontology annotation, biological process: regulation of transcription by RNA polymerase II; tissue development; hormone-mediated signaling pathway. Bases 156 to 1754 code for a protein of 532 amino acids. The record is from RefSeq and is a predicted model, not a curated record. Gene Ontology annotation, molecular function: nuclear receptor activity; RNA polymerase II cis-regulatory region sequence-specific DNA binding; zinc ion binding. Gene Ontology annotation, cellular component: RNA polymerase II transcription regulator complex.
UUAUGGGCCUCAAACAACCAUCAGUCCACCUGGGCUGUUAAGUCUGCCAAACGGCCUUUCUGUGGCCCUCCUGCGGUGUCGGUCUGGUCUCCUGAUCUCUGCAACGAUGAAGAUCGAGCUGGACUGACUCUGAAGCUCAUAUCCCAUCAGCCAGAAUGGACCUAACUGAUUAUCACCCACAGCAGCCACAGCCACUUGUCCAUCACCAUGGCAACUACCCAGAGGAUCUGUUAACUUUGGAAGGAUCAUUAACAUCUCAGGAAUUUAAGACAGAGCCAGACAGCAGACCAGAGUCAGAGGAGAGCUGUCCCAUCUGUGAAGACAAAGUAUCAGGAUACCACUAUGGACUGCUCACUUGUGAAAGCUGCAAGGGCUUCUUUAAACGCUCUGUGCAGAAUAACAAGCGUUACACCUGUGCAGCACAACAGAGCUGCCCCAUGAACCUUUUGCAGAGGAAACGUUGUCCUUCCUGCCGCUUCCAAAAGUGUUUGGCAGUGGGCAUGAAGAGAGAAGCGGUAAGGGCAGAUCGCAUGAGAGGUGGAAGGAAUAAAUUUGGACCUCUGUACCGGCGGGACAGGCAGAGAAAACAGCAAAAGGUGUAUCACCAGGCAAAUGCUGCUCCCUACAGGAUUAAGAUGGAAACAACUCAAAUACACCGGCCCACAGCUCCAAAUGACCCUCACCUAAUGAGCAGUCACACAAGUGCUCCAUUGUCUUCUGAUGCUUUUCAGCAGUCCCACAUGUAUUCCUCUGGUAUGGGGCAGUUGGCUGCGCCCAUGUCUCUGGACUGCACUAUGAACGCAGACAGGGUGCUCACCCCUCUAUCGCUGCCCUACCCUGGACUGUACGAUCGCACCUUCCCUGGAUACCUCCAGGAGAAAGGAGUAAUGCCUUUAAACUACAGCCCGCCUUCCACAAACUACAUGCACCCAACUCCGAACAAUUCAUUCACACCUAAAAGCACACCAGCAUCAUCCCUCUGCUCAACACCAAGCUCAACUACCCCUCUUUCCGAGGCUCCCACUCUUACACCCAACUUCCUAAGCCAACUUCUGGAGGGGGAUCAGGAUGAGAGCCAGCUGUGUGCCAAGGUCCUCGCCAGUCUGCAAAGAGAACAGGCCAAUCGAGGCAAACAUGACCGCCUAAAUACAUUCAGCAUCAUGUGCAAAAUGGCUGACCAGACUCUGUUUGGGCUUGUGGAGUGGGCUAGGAACAGUCCACUUUUCAAGGAGCUCAAGGUGGAGGACCAGAUGGUGCUCCUGCAGAGCUGUUGGAGUGAGCUGCUGGUCCUGGAUCACCUCUGUAGACAGGUGACCUACAGUAAAGAGGGCUGCAUAUAUCUGGUUACUGGACAACAGAUUGAGGUGUCGAUCAUCAUCUCUCAGGCAGGAGUGACGCUGAGUAGCCUGGUAUCAAGGACCCAGGAUCUGGUGUCCAAACUGAAGGCAUUCCAGUUGGACAGACAUGAGUUUGUCUGUCUCAAAUACUUGGUGCUUUUCAACCCUGAUGUGAAGUCAGUGCAGAGCUGCAGGCAGGUGGAGCAGACACAAGAGAGGGUGAACAGGGCCCUGAUGGAGCACACCCAACAGAGUCAUCCAAGACACUCAGACAAGUUUGGCCAGCUGCUGCUCCGGCUUCCUGAAGUACGCAGCAUUAGCUUGCAGGUUGAGGAGUAUUUGUACCAGCGCCAUCUUCUGGGAGAUUUGCCCUGCAACUCUCUACUCACCGAGAUGCUGCACACCAAGCACAGCUGAGAAAAUGCUGCUGUAUCUUCAAGCCCUGGUGACAAGAGUGGCAACGCCUGAGUUUUCUUCUGUGAAUUUUUGUACCUCCUUUUUGGCCUUUAAGACCCAAUUAUGCUUUUUACUUUUAAUAAUUGUUGCAAAUAGUAUAAAGGCAUGCUUUAUGUAACAGUGACAUGAAAAAUAUGUGAUCCAGGAUUAGUAGUGAAGGGAAAUAUUUAGUACACCAGUGUCAUACUUCACCCAAGUGCCCAUCAUUAACAGUAUUACCACAGCCAAACAGCCCAGUAAAUAUUUGUUUCUGUCAGUAUUGUUGGAUAGAUUUUGGAUCCAAGCACUACCAUGUUUUUAUUAGGCAGGAAGUGCUUAACCGUGUAUAAACAAAAGAGAAAUGCAUCAUUAAAUAAAUAAAUUUGGUUUCGGAAUAUUCCGAUGUGUACUC